UACAUAGUUGGAGACAACCUUGCAAGAAGUCAGGAACUAGUUAAAGGUUCAUUUGUACCCGAUCUUAUUUUUUAAAAGUUCAAAACGCUAGUAGUUAUAUAAUAUUAAUAAUGAUAUUGUUUAAGUUCUUUGUUUUGUUGAGCUGUGCGAUCUUCAGUUCUGCUCAGUUUAACGAUAACCAAGAACCUAACCGCAAUACUAUUGUCCAUUUGUUUGAAUGGAAGUGGAAGGACAUCGCCCAAGAGUGUGAGGACUUCCUCGCUCCAAACGGGUAUGGUGGAGUUCAGCUAUCACCUCCCAGUGAAAAUGUUAUAGUCGAUGAGAGACCUUGGUUUGAACGUUACCAACCUGUUUCGUACAAUUUAACAACCCGUUCUGGCAAUGAGGAAGAAUUCCGUGACAUGGUUGAGCGUUGCAAUAAAGUUGGUGUUCGCAUCUAUCCGGAUGUUGUGUUCAACCAUAUGGCUGCCUUAAGUGGAAGAGGAACAGGUGGAUCACUUUCCGAUCCAGAUAAUAAUAACUUCCCAGCUGUUCCGUACACUGCUGAAGAUUUCCAUCCUACUUGCUCUCUAAAGGAUUACAGCAAUCCUAAGGAAGUUCGUAAUUGUGAACUUGAGGGACUGAAAGACCUGGACCAAAGCAAGGAACAUGUUCGUCAAAAAAUUGUAGCAUUCCUAAAUCAUCUGAUUGAUAUUGGGGUCGCCGGGAUUCGUGUUGAUGGUUGCAAACAUAUGUGGCCUGAGGAUUUAAAAGCAAUAUUUAGUCAACUCAACGAUCUUAAUACUGAACAGGGUUUCCCCGAAGGAUCAAGACCAUUUAUUUUUCAAGAGGUUAUUGAUUUGGGUGGCGAAUCAGUCUCAAGCAGUGAAUAUACAGAUAUAGGAACCGUCACAGAGUUUCGUUUCUCAGAUAAAAUUGGAGAGAUCUUCAACAAGAUUCAACCACUACACACAUUGAAUAAUUUCGAUAACGAUUUCUUGCCAUCUGAUAAAGCUCUGUUUUUUGUUGAAAAUCACGACAAUCAACGUCAGCAUGGUGCUGGUGGAAAUCACAUUUUAACAUUUAAGCAACCAAAAGCUUAUAAAAUGGCCAUUGCAUUUAUGUUGGCCUACAAUUACAAAAAUACUCGUAUUAUGAGUUCCUUUGAUUUUACUGACAAAAAUCAAGGUCCACCUACCGAAGAUGAUGGUGAAACAAUUUUAUCGCCCAGCUUCAAUGAAGAUGGCUCCUGUGGAAAUGGUUGGAUUUGUGAACAUCGUUGGAAUGCAAUUCGUAAUAUGAUUGAAUUUAGAAAUGUUGUUAAGGGAACCGAAAUUAGUAAUUGGUGGGAUAAUGAAGGUGAUCAGAUAUCGUUUUGUCGGGAAGAUAAAGGAUUUAUAAUAUUUAACCAAGAGGAUGCCGAUUUGGAUGAAGAUUUUAAGGUGUGUUUACCGGCUGGUACCUAUUGUGACAUUAUUACCGGAAGAAAAUCGGGCUCUAGCUGCACAGGAAAAUUUAUAACUAUAGAUGAAAGGGGAAUAACUCAUAUCAAUAUUGCAGCCGAUGAUGAUGAAGGUGUAUUGGCAAUUCAUGCAAAUUCAAGGUUGGAGGACUAAA
Messenger RNA from Episyrphus balteatus (marmalade hoverfly), 1596 nucleotides. RefSeq names its product alpha-amylase A-like. The record is from RefSeq and is a predicted model, not a curated record. Bases 111 to 1595 code for a protein of 494 amino acids. The transcript has 3 exons. Lineage: Eukaryota; Metazoa; Arthropoda; Insecta; Diptera; Syrphidae. Gene Ontology annotation, biological process: carbohydrate metabolic process. Gene Ontology annotation, molecular function: cation binding; alpha-amylase activity.